GCUACAUCGUGAUGACGGGCACUAAUAGCCCUUCCUAGAAAUGGACAGCAGCGACGUUUUCCAGAACCGCGCUCAGAAUUGCGCCAGAGACGGCGAUGAAGACCUAUGCGACAAAGCCGACGCCAGCAUGAAGCUGUUUCUGACCAGUUUCAUUUUGCUGUUAUACACGCUUGGUUCAAUCUCGUCCGUCAGCCAGAGCCUGCUUGGUCUCACAGCCACCCCGUUCUUGUCCCCUGAGGUUAACGUUGAGUUUAUCUCAACUGCCAAAACGUCGCCUGGCUUCCAGGUUUUAUCGACAACAAGACUCGGGUUCUUGGCCUCGUCACCUCUAUUCUCGGAGAUCUCUCGCAUCCCACAUGCGGGUCUAUGCCGCCACAGCUGAUUUGGAACAUCCGGCGGAUAAAUGUACGGAACAGUUGUCGAGUUUGUCCGUCCCACAGCUUGCCGCUAUUCGUCAGCAUGGAAGCGUCACUGUUUCGGGAAUUUCUCCAGUGGUUGGGUUCUGUCGAU
Molecule: messenger RNA, 510 nt
Organism: Canariomyces notabilis
Lineage: Eukaryota; Fungi; Ascomycota; Sordariomycetes; Sordariales; Chaetomiaceae
Exons: 1
Coding region: 41-382 (113 amino acids)
Source: RefSeq, a predicted model, not a curated record